This is a messenger RNA of Lichtheimia ornata, 1467 nucleotides long. RefSeq lists its product as uncharacterized. Bases 1 to 1467 code for a protein of 488 amino acids. Lineage: Eukaryota; Fungi; Mucoromycota; Mucoromycetes; Mucorales; Lichtheimiaceae. The transcript has 2 exons. The record is from RefSeq and is a predicted model, not a curated record.
AUGCAAUCUUCUCGAUCGUCUCCAACAUUACAUAGUGCAGGAGGAAGGUCUACAGCUGUAUCAUUUAAUACGAUAUUGAGGCAGCAGCAGCAGCAACAGGAUGGGACACGCAAAGUGGAACUAUCCAAGCUUAGUGAUGAUGACCUUAAACAUGUGCUUUUCUUUCGACCUGGAGCCCGUGGUGAUCCUAGUUAUAGACGUAUAUCACAAGCAGCAAUCGAGUACUGCAAAGAUGUACAGGCACAAAUGAUGGAUGACAUUAUUGGGAGGCAACCGACACACGCCUUGGAGCCCACUGACACUGAUAACAACCCAGCAACAACAGGGGCAGCUGCUCUUGGGAACCCCGUUUCAUCUCUUGAUCCUGGUUUUCUUUAUCCUUCCAACAACACCGAUCACUCUAUCGAAGCCUCAGCCGAAUCCAGUCCUCAUGAUGACUCCAUUGCAACCAUUAACAACUACAACGACUUGAUGCGACAAGCUGCAUUGAAUAGCCGUGAUCGAGCAGCACGUUUACGUAUCAUGCGCAUUCGCGACUUGGACCUUGAGCCUUUAUUUGAGCUAUUGACGCUUUGUCAACGACGGCCUCCUUCAUUCACGAGUCUUCAAGACAUGUUGUUAUUGAUACGCAACCUGGAUCCUGGAUCGGAUGCUUCAGUGGUUGUAAGCAGUGCAUGGUGGAACAACAAUAGCAGCAGUGCAGUGAGCAGUGAAGAGAUGCAACAACAAACACAACAAAGUAAACGCAUCUGGGAGAGGAAUAUGGCAUGUUACAUCCAUACCGCCAAUACACUUAUGGGUAACUUUCAUGGGAUGCUGCCAUUUUGUUGGCUCAAUCAAGCUUAUCUUGCAUCUAUCCGUCAGGAUCUGGCUGAUGGCGACAUUCAUCGAUUACCCAAAAUCCCUACGCUGGAGGAACUCGAUCGCUCUGGAUAUUCAAUCAGUGCAUUCCCACGUAUUCAAUAUGGCAUCAAGAUUGUUGGCAAGGAUGUUUCGGUGCAAAUCUUAUCAUUGACGGAUCUACGUUAUCGAGAUGCUGAUAUGAAUAUGGAUCGUGACAAUGUCGUGUGGAAGUAUUAUUGUGACAACAUAUUGAAGCUAUCCAAACUGAUACCCAACAAGCGGUCGUUCGAUGUUGCCGUCGAUGUUGGAAUGAUCCCACAUGAUAUGCUGUCUCUUGUCGAUUUCACUUGGUGGACAAACAAUGUGAUCAAGCUUGGUCGUGAAGUUCAUGCAGCAGCCGUGGAUCGACAAACCUACAAUCUUUUCAGGAGGUUACAUCGCGAAUAUUAUUCAGUGUGGAGGACAAUCAAGAGGGAUUAUGCGGAGCAACUCAAGUACAACCCUGUGCAAUUCAUUCUCAACAUUGUCAUGGCGAUUGUUGCACUGGCAAGUCUCGUGUUUGCCACCACUGGUGUAUUACAAGUACUUCAAGGCUUUUGCGUUUUCGGCGAUGAGUAUUGCUGA